AUGAGUAUCUUGGUGAACCGUCGUUCAGUUUCCAUCGAUUACAAGGAUGACAAUGAUACUCGUUACAUAGAUGAAUGGGGUGGCGACGGGGGUCGCUUCUCUCGAACUCGUUCUGGAACCCAAAAGUUUGGCCGUGCUUCAACUAGGAGGGCCAGUGUGCCGAAUCCUACACCGCUGCGUAAGGAGCGGGUUGCGCGUGCCCCGCCGAGUCCGCGAGAGGAACCCACACCACUACGGAAACAUGCCAGACGCUCGGAUCCUGCGGCAUUUAGCCAUCUGUUACUUCCCACCACCGCCUCGAAGGCGAGGGCACAAAGCAAGUACGUGGAGCGAAAAAAUGGGCACGGCGGAGAGCCCUCAACCGGUUCGCGUAGCGUUUCACCUGUUGCAACAAAUGCUGGGUCGCGGCUUUACGCUCUUGCGAUGGCUCAGCUAAAGCACAUUGCUGAAAAGAGGGCUGAGAGCGAGAGGAAGUUGAAGGAACAGGAGGAUAAACUAACAUUCAAGCCCAAGAUAACGUCAACGUCGAGGCUGCUGUGCGCGGGCGGAUACAGGCCGCCGCAUGAAUGCUAUAAGGAGGUACAAAGCAGGGCCAUUGAAAAAAGACGUAUGCGUGAGCAGGUGAUACUGAUGAAGUCUGAUUCUGAUUGUACGUUUCGUCCCACACUUACCGCUAACUCAAUGACGUUGGCAGACAAACUUCGCAAAGACGACCCGUUUACAGACGUGGGUGAUCGCCUCUGCUUUGAAGGGGGCUGCAGGCUUGUGAGGCAACAACUGCGAAGGCAGAUUAUCCAACAGAGAGAGGAAAGGAGGGUGAUUAGUGGUUUUUCAAUUUCGCCCCGAAGGGCGGAUCGGUUAGUCCGGCGGCUGUAUAAUUGGCAGAAAGAGUGCGACAGGAAAAAGGAUGCAGCGGCAAAGGAGCCUCUCCUGCCCUCAGGGCGGACAACUGUAUCAGGGCGUCGCCGGCUAAGCUCUCGGGGCUCGUCUUCUUCAAGGCGUCGUUGA
This is a messenger RNA of Trypanosoma brucei brucei TREU927, 1008 nucleotides long. RefSeq lists its product as hypothetical. The record is from RefSeq and is a predicted model, not a curated record. The transcript has a single exon. NCBI's taxonomy places the organism in Eukaryota, Euglenozoa, Kinetoplastea, Trypanosomatida, Trypanosomatidae. Bases 1 to 1008 code for a protein of 335 amino acids.